CGCCCGCUUAGCCCUCUGUUUCGCCCUCUCUCUCCCUCGUCUGUGCCCCCAUCGCUUCUUCUCUGUCCCAUCCUUACCCUCUCGGGACUUGUCCCAUCUAUUUCACCUCUCUCUCUCUCUCUCUCUCUCCCUUCCUGUCCUCCUUCUCCUGCUGCUUCUUCUUCCUCUUCUUUUUCUUCUCCAUUGUCAUCAUCAGUUGGGGUGGGUGGGUGGCUGGGUGCUUAGCUUGUGUCUGAUGUGGUUUAAGUUUUUUGCCUUUUGGUGAGUCGUUGUAAGUUCUGUCAUCGGCAGCAAAACUGGCGCUCUCAGUUUGGGUUGAAGGGGGGGAGCAACUCGAGGAGUAGUCUUCCUCAGGUGUGGAGAACAGAGGAGUAGGGCGACAGGGGGUGAUAACGGGGGGUGGGAUACGACGGAUCACCUGGCGGGGCCCUUCGGCAGCAGCUCCGGCCUGCUGCGGGGAAGUGCGUGGUUUAGGUGCGUCGACGAGCUGGCGAGGAGAGUGGGAGGGAGAGAGGUAGUGAGUGUGCGGAUUAUCAGUUGGAAGCUGGCCGAGCGGAGCCUGAAAGCCGCCCGAUUCAAGGGUGAUGGAGGUUUGUUAGAAGUGUUUUGGGGGAGCAGGAGAACUGAAGGAUGAAAAGUAACCGCGCAGGCAGUGUUUGGAGGAGAUUAGCUACGACGACGGAGGAGGUGGUGCAGUUCCAGUUCGGGUGAUGGUGCGGCUGGUGUUUUCUGUAGGAGAUACUUGUAACAAAGUUGUGGCGCGGCUAUGGCAGUUUUAGUCUCAUUUUUGUUGACGCAGGCAGUUCCAACGCUCCUGUCAUGUCUCGCGUUAACUUCUCUCUCGCCCCUGUUCUUUGUGGGGUCGUUUCCUUUCUCAUUGCUCUUCGUAUCGCUCUCGGUCCUCAUCAGCGUGGUCUCUUGGUGCUGGGGCUUGCACGAUGGAGCUUGUCUAGCGGAAGAUAAUGAUGCAAAUUACAGUAGUCUUUGCGGCGAUCGCUCCCGGGUGAGCUCGAAGCAGGGACGCCGAUCAUGGUGGUGCUGCUGUGAAGCGUUUGGCGGGUUUCAGCUGGCAAUGUUUCUCACGUGGGCGCUCCUCUUUCUGUUACUUUGCAUUCCACCUAUGGCAAAUGCUGAGAGCAAAGUGCAGCUAAACAUGGAGCAGCUACGAUCCAUUGGUGACGAUCCUGAAAUCGACUCUCCCUCCGAAGGGGUCGUAUCUGAAGUCAUUUGGAAAGAUUCGAGUCGAGUAGACCCAGACUCCCAGAGCUCCGAUAAUGGAGGUUCUUUCGGGAGGCAGGAGGGCGGUACCAGUGAACAAAAAUUAAAUAAUAAUAUUGAAGAGCAAAUAAGUCAGCAGAGCGGUUUUCACUCCUCUGUUAGUUCAGGUCAGUCGGGCCAAUUCGUGCAACGUCCAACUGAUGACAAGGUUGAGCUACAAUUAUGUGGUGCCCUUGUUCGAAUCGGACAACAAGUCGCGUGUUACCCUCCUGGGUCCCUCGAGGCCCGAGAUAGGCUUGCCGAUUUUCGUGAUUGUUCCGAGGUUUCUCCGAGAGACCCAAGUACAAUGCUGCGUUUUGAGAAUGUUGUCGUCACUCCUCCUCAACUAGUUUGGGUUCAGCAGCCUUUGUAUCAGCGCCAGGUUGCUUUCCUGACUAUUAUCAAUUUUUGCAAUAGCUCGGAAUUAUCACUUGUUGCUGCUAUGAGUGAUAAUAGACAGUUCUUUAUCUCCGAUUUCUCUGAGAAAUCCGUUGCUCCUGGAGGAUCGCUUACGCUCCCUGUGUGUUACUUACCUCAGUACACGGGAGCAGCCACAGGAAGACUAACCAUAGAAACCAGAUCAGACCCAAUUGUAGUGCAGUUACAAGGGGAAGGCGUUGCAUCUCCGUAUCAGAUGCACGUCAGGUUGCAUAAGAACUCGCAUUAUGUACUUUCUCUCUUCAACCCUUUCAAUGAAAACAUGUUCGUGGAGGAGGUUGUUGUUUCCCUGGAGGAGGACGAGGGGCUCACCUCAAGUUCAUCCGUUGAAAAGAAAAACGUGGAUCGUGUUAGUGGAUCACCUUUAGAUUCCAUUGUGAUUGAAGCGAGGGAAUUUAGCCUCGACUUUGACAAUAGUCAUCACAAACAUGGGCUACUAAUGAGAGCUGGUGCGGCAUGGGAACUACCUGCUCAGGCAAGUAGAGAUAUUUUAGAAUUCAACAUAGUUCUGAAGCAAGAGGAAGUGUUUUCGGGAGCGUUCCAGAUUCGGGUCACUGGCGCGAAUUUCGGGAGCAAGGGCGAUAUUCUAGUCUACCCGUUCAGCUCACGAGUACCGCAGCCGUCUUCUGUGUUUUCAGUUCCUGGUAUGGUAGAUUUCGGUAUGAUGGUUGGGGAUCAGGUGCGGUCGCAGCCUUUGGUGCUCCAAAAUUCUGGCGAUCAAUUAGUACAGGUUGAAGAAAUAUACGAAGUAACUGGAGAUCCAAGAAUUGCAAUCGAGUACAAGAAAGGAUGCGUUCUGCUCCCAGGCUCCGAAACCGAAGUUGCUAACAUUACAUACAGAGGCCUUAACCAGCCUCACGCGCUGAACGCAUGUAGUAGCUCUCAGAAGAUCAUGGUUCGCACCAACAGUACCAUUGGUCACUUGAUGGAGAUUUCUUAUAGAGCGGUGGUGCUGCCGUGCGUGGAUCCUCCUGCCUUGGCCUUUCUUCCUGAAUCGACGGGGCGAGUAAUAGGAGAUCUGGUAGGGUUUCAUGCAGGCCAGGGCAUUAGUGACUUGAUCAUGGAUUACAGGCUGUUUCUCGGGCUCCUUUUCUGUGGACUCAUGGUAGGUGUGCUACUGUUGUUUCAAGUGGUUGUGCGCGAUAGCGUUUUGCCUACGUCGUCAGGGGAUUUGAGUAUAGUGGGAUCUCAUCGAAGAAGCUCUAGUCGAGGCAGUCCUUUCAUGAAGAGAAGGGAUAAACUGCUUAAGAUGUGGGGCUGGGGAGCGCUGGCAACUGUGGUGGACGGUCUGUGGGUAGCUUUUGGAUCCGCCAUAUGGCGAAAGGAGUGCAAUGCGUCUUCUGCGGAUUACAGUCUCCCGCGAUCCGUGUCGCCUGCGCAGACAUCCACACAGACUGGAGUGCAGGCGACGAAGGCAACUGGAGGAGCUGCGGUGUCUGCUCCAGGAACAAUGCAAGCAGCAGGACGCAAAGGAGGCUCAGAUAAGAAGCAUAGUAAUGCUGCUAAGGCUGAUCAAGCACGGAAUUCUAAAGGUAAUAUUGACACAGCGAAUAGCUCCUUGCCUAUGACCACUAAAGAUUCGCAUCAUCACCCACAGUCCAUCAAGCAGCCCAAGACUUCGAAAUACUUGAAGCCGGAAAGUUCCAAUGCAAAACACACCAUUUGCAUGGAGUGUCCGGCUGAGGACGCGGAAUCUGUUGUGAAAGAGGUGAUAGCGUCAGAUGAACCGAGAAAAUCUAUUGAAGCGGUUAUGUGCGCACAAGAUACAGGUCCUUCAGGCGAGCCUUCCCUCAAGGAGACGCCCAAGGAGGAAGUCACCUUAAAGACACAGCCUGUUCCCCCCCCUGAGCAACCCUCACUACCAAAUGAACGGGAGAAACGUAGGCGAAAGAAGAAACAGGGGAAGCAUGAUGUGGCUGCGAAUUUGGGUACGAGUGGGGGUGCGUCGCCGGGAUCUCCUGCCUCUCCCGUGAUGAUAUCCAGUUCAGCUUGGUCUGUUAGUCCUCCUUCUCCUUCCGAUAGUACACCGACGAAAUCAACUUCGUCCACCUCUGAUCAGUUAAUAGUUCCUCUCAGCCCAAAGAAUUCAGGUUCUGUCGAACAGGCUGACCCCACCCAUCUUCCCAAACUUAAGGUUAAAGUUCUGAACUCUUUGAAAACCACAAAUUCUGCCCCAGUUCGCUCAGUAACUGGGAGCCCCAGGCCUAAUGUAAGCUCUGCUCCAGUGCAACAACAGCCCAGGCAGCAAGGGAAAGUAGCAGAUGCACGUAAGCAGCCCGCCGUGGAGAGGAGUUCAGGUGUAGGUGGGAAAAAGAGUAGCAAUAGUGAAUAUGUAGCACGUCAUCCACGGAAGACGCCAGUCCCUGGACAUAACAAAGGGGUGGACUCUACCGAUGGAGGCCACUCAUAUCGAGGGAGUCGGUACUCUCACCGAGAAGGUAACGCGUUUGCAGUGUCGGAAGAUGGACCUGCAGCUCUCACUUCCUCGGCUUCCUUUCCUUGCCGGAACUCUCGACUGGGAGGGUGGACUAACAACUCCCCUUUCGAGUUCGGCGUCGGAGAGCGUAUCAACUCCGUAGACGUUGUACCCCCACCCGCCAUCCCCCCCACUCUUCGAGCUCCUGGGGCGAGGAUAUCAAAACAAGUUAGUACUGUAGAACCUUUCUCCUCUUUGAGUAAUGCCACGAGUGCAGGUUGGUCAAGUUCCAGCUUCACCGCAAGCCCUGACCUUCACGACGGCCGCUUAGACCAAGACCCACGUCCCGGCAGUCCUUGGCACUCAAUCAGCUCCUUGUCUGAGCAGAGCUCUGGAGAGCUAGUGUAUGAUAUCUGGGGAAACCAUUUUGGCAACCUUAGUCAAUGCAGCUCCCAAAAUGAUUCCUCUUUUCUAGGGACAGGGUGUGACAAGCAGGAGGUCGACUCUAUCAGUGGCUUUCACCGCCUGUUGGUCCCCGAUCACCUUCACUUUGAGCCUCUAUUUUCAGGCUCUCUUACUGGUGGCUUUGCAGGUGACAUAAGCCCAACUGCUCAAGCCCUGUACGAGUCAUCGUUCUCUGGAUUUUUUUCCAAGGGUUCCACUUUGGCACUGGAAGAUCACAGCCGGCCAACCACUCCACCUGCGAGCGAGUUGCCUGAUCAGCUGUACUCAGAUUCACCAAGAGCCAAAUUCUCCAAGCUGUCUUCUUCAACCGUGGGGACGUUUGCAGCGAAACCACGAGUGAGAGUCCCCUACUCUCCACCCAUGGGUUGUGUUACCAGUACUUUUUCUAGUCCUCUGAGCACUCCAACUGCUGCUAGUCAGGCUGCGAUGACGAAGGCGCCAAGCUGCUCGUUCUGGGCACACGAAAACAGCAAGCUUCCGGAGAGAGCAUUAUCCCCUUCUCUCUCUCUGACGUAGUCUAGUGAUCUUUUCAGCCCAUAACUUUUGGUGGCUGAGCCAUUAGUAUUGCCUAAUAGGUAUUGGGAGGCCUCUGCUAUGCCAUGGAUUGAGCGGAGGACAACAAUCAUCUUCCCUCGGGAGGCUGAGGUAAAAUGUUCAUAUACAGACGUAAACUUCUUUGUUGAUGUGCUAGUAUAUGACUUGGUUGGAAACAUUGGAACUGUAAUCCUGUUCCCAACAUGCUUCUUGUUGAACGUCCUUGCUGCUAAACGGACUGCCUAACCAGCAUUGAGACAAUUUUUGUUCCUUAUUUUGGUGGAUCGUAUCCUUCAGACUUGUACAUUUCAACACCAUCCUCCA
Messenger RNA from Physcomitrium patens, 5434 nucleotides. RefSeq lists its product as uncharacterized. The record is from RefSeq and is a predicted model, not a curated record. Gene Ontology annotation, cellular component: membrane. Lineage: Eukaryota; Viridiplantae; Streptophyta; Bryopsida; Funariales; Funariaceae.